Molecule: messenger RNA, 504 nt
Organism: Capsicum annuum
Lineage: Eukaryota; Viridiplantae; Streptophyta; Magnoliopsida; Solanales; Solanaceae
Exons: 1
Coding region: 1-504 (167 amino acids)
Source: RefSeq, a predicted model, not a curated record
AUGGAUGAUGCACUAUGGGUGUAUAAGACAGCCUAUAAAAUUCCCAUUGGUACCUCUUUUUAUCGCUUGGUUUAUGGCAAGGUUAAUCACUUGCAUGUGGAGCUUGAGCAUCAAGCUUGUUGGGCUGUAAAGAAGUUGAAUCUUUAUAUAAAGGCUACUGAAGAGAAGAGAUUGUUCCAACUAAAUGAGCUUGAUAAGUUUCGCUUACAUGCCUAUGAGAAUGCGAGAUUAUAUAAAGAAAGGACCAAAAGAUGGCAUGAUAAGCAUAUCGUAACUCAAAAUUUUAAGCUGGGACAACUUGUGCUAUUAUUCAAUGCUAGGUUGAAGUUGAGGUCCAACUGGUCUAGGCUAUUUGAAGUUGUGAGAAUGACUCCACAUGAAGUUUUUGAACUUUGGACCAAGAACAAGAGUGAAAAACUCUUGGUGAAUGGUCAGAGAGUAAAGCAUUAUUGGGCAGAUCAUGGGGAUCAGCACAAUAUGUGCACCACCUUUGCAGAUGAGUGA